Molecule: messenger RNA, 1017 nt
Organism: Condylura cristata (star-nosed mole)
Lineage: Eukaryota; Metazoa; Chordata; Mammalia; Eulipotyphla; Talpidae
Product: leukocyte immunoglobulin-like receptor subfamily B member 3
Exons: 6
Coding region: 1-1017 (338 amino acids)
Biological process (GO): cytokine-mediated signaling pathway
Molecular function (GO): inhibitory MHC class I receptor activity
Source: RefSeq, a predicted model, not a curated record
AUGACUCCCAGACUCACGGUUCUGCUCUGCCUGGGGCUGAGUGUGGGCGCCGGGACCCCAGAGCAGGCAGGGGCCCUCCCCAAGCCCUCCCUCUGGGCUGAGCCCGGCUCUGUGAUCCCCUGGGGGGACCCUGUGACCAUCUGGUGUCAGGGGGCUCUGGGGGCCCAGGAGUUCCGUCUGUAUAAAGAGGGAAGUUCAUCUCACUGGGAUAAACAGAUGACGGUGGAGCCCGAGGACAAGGCCCACCCGGCAGCGUCCUCAGCUCAGAAGUCCCUGGCGGAAUUCGCCUUGGGGCCUGCGACCGCAGCCCGGGGGGGCACCUACAGGUGCUACAGCUCACUCGGCAGCGCCCCCCAGCAGCUGUCAGGCCCCAGCGAGCCCCUGGCGCUCCGGGUCUCAGGUGAGGCCCUGCCUGUCCGUCUGACCUGGUCACUAGGCGCUGUCCUGGGACGGGCUCUGACCUGGAGGAGUGCCCCGGGUCUGAGCCAGUCCCUGUGGGCUGGGAUCGCGGCCUGCGGCCUGCUGCUGCUGCUGCUGCUGCUGCUGCCGCUGCUCCGACGACGGCCGUGUCAGCGUGGGCGCAGGAAGUCGGGUGCGUGGGUCGGGGUGGCCACAGCUCACCCCUCGCCCCGCCCCGGCACCUCCAUCGCCCACUCUGCUCUGAGCCUCGAUGCCCACGCCGUCAGAGACCGGAUACUCAAGGCCGAGGACGACCGGGCCUCAGCGAAACCUAGCCGCCCACUGUCGGAAACCGCCGCCACCAGCAGCUUACCCCGGCAGCCUCCCUCCCCGGACUCUGCCUCCCUCAGGGGCGCCCGCAGCGCCCUGCGCCAGCGGGCUCCCCGCCCCCCGCACCCCGGAAGAGCAGGUGACUUCGGUCCAGCCCCACAACUGCUGGGACAGGCCCAGCCUCGGGCCGCUGGCCCCAGGGCCCCACCAGCGGGGGGCUCAACACCCCUGAGCGAGGCCAGCCCAGGCCGGGACGCUCAUCCCAAGGGAGCCUCGCGCGACGGCUGA